Caenorhabditis sp. 36 PRJEB53466 is the source of this 5108-nucleotide messenger RNA. The record is from the annotation of a GenBank genome assembly. Lineage: Eukaryota; Metazoa; Nematoda; Chromadorea; Rhabditida; Rhabditidae.
AUGUCUCUCGCCGAGGAAUUGGCGGCCGAUUUUGAGAGUGACGACGAAGAUGAGUUGGAUGAUAUUCCAGAUCUUGGCGAGAAUCUGAAGGCAAUUUUAUUUUUGUUCUGUUUUAUAAAGAAAUUAAAUAUUUUCAGAGUGUGAAAAAGGAAGAGCUUGACGAUGAUGAUGAUAUUGAAGAAGCGACAGAAGAAGCGAUGGAUACUACAAAAUACGCAUCGGUUCAUGAUGUUGCCAAAAUGGCUAGAUCCGCAGAGUAAGUCAAUACUUCAUGUUACCUUUUCAUUUUCUUGUUUUCAGGUACAUUGCGCUUGUCAAUCAGUUAGAAUUUGAGCUGGAACGGCCGCAAAGCGAAGUGAAGGUGACAGCUCCGUUGGAAGCCGAUCCCCAGUACAAGCUAAUUGUGAAGCUUUCUCACGUAAGUUCUCAGACUGUUUAUGGAUUUUCUAACAAAAUUUUGAUUGUUCUCUUUAGGUGGCUGCUGACAUAGACAACGAGAUAAAUGUCAUUCACAAAUUCGUUCGCGACAAGUACGAGAAGAGGUUCCCGGAAUUGGAAACUCUCGUUCCGAAUGCUCUUAACUAUCUGGCCACCGUCUUCUCAUUGGGAAACGAUAUCAGCAGCAAAGCGCAGAAGGAUCAACUGAGUCAAAUCCUAGACCCUUCCACUUGCAUGGUUGUCAGUGUGACUGUGUCAACGACUCAAGGUGUGAAGCUGGAAGCGGAUGAAUUGGCGACUGUCAUGGAAGCUUGCGAAUUGGCUGCCCAGCUCCACAAAAACCGAAUGGAAAUGCACCAUCUCGUGGAACUGCGAAUGGCUCUGAUUGCUCCAAAUCUGGUGGCUCUUCUUGGUGCGGCCACGACUGCUCAUCUGGUCUCUCAGGCCGGAGGAUUGGCUCCUCUCGCGACGAUGCCUUCGUGCAAUGUCCAAGUGCUCGGAAAGACGAAAAGGAAUCUCGUUGGAUUCUCCACUGUCUCCACGAAUCCACAUCAUGGUUUCAUUUAUUUCCAUCCUCUUGUUCAACAGAUGCCCCCUGACUUCAAGAAUAAGGCUGCCAAGAUUCUCGCGGCGAAAGUCACACUCGUCGCAAGGAUUGAUGCUCAGCACGAGUCAUCGAACGGACAGCAAGGUGCCGACUUUCUGGCUCUCGUGAACAGCAAAUUCGAAAAAAUGCUCGAACCACCACCAGUCAAAGCGAACAAAGCGUUGCCGAAACCAUUAGAUAAGGCGAGUAAGAAGAGAGGAGGACGGAGAAUGAGAAAAAUGAAAGAGAGACUGGGAAUGACCGAUUUGCGAAAGAGUGCGAAUCGCAUGAACUUCGGAGAACUCGGCGAGGAUGUGAUGCAGGAACACAUGGGAUUCGAUCUGGGACAAGUGAAGACUGGAAACGUGACAGGUGGAAGGAUCAGACAAGCAGUUGUGGAUCAGAAAACAAGGGCGAGAAUGUCGCAGAAGAUGAUGAGGCAGAUGGAAAAGCAAAAGGCGGCCGGAGGAAUGACCAGCAUCCGAAGCAAAGUGGCCGGUACUGCUUCGUCGAUCACGUUCACGCCGGUCCAAGGACUAGAGAUCAUCAACCGGGCGGCCCAGGAACAGCAGCCAAUUGCUUCCACCUCCAAUUACUUCUCUUCCUCCGGAAGUUUUGUCAAUAUCGACCGAAUGACGUUGUAAUCUUUUUUGUUUCUUUCUUGAUACUCAGAUCAUAUAAAUCAACUUCAUUGAGAUAAAUCGAAAAUAUUUCCGACUGGUGGGUGGACUUCCACUGCCUUUACCUCUCCUCCCAGCUGUCUUCUCAUCCAAUUCUUCCAGUAAAUAACCUUUUUAUCUAGUAGGUGCCAUUGACUUCUGACCCUUAUGCAAAACGGGUUCGCUUUUUCCCUUUGCCUUGUUGCCUACUUUGCUGACUGCCGAAAAAGCGGUAACUUUGAUUUCGAUCUCAGUCGGCGUACCCUGGAGUUUGCUGCUGCUUCUUACGCUCUUGACCCGAGGGCAUGUCUACUAAAGAAUAAUGCGACAUUGCUGUUUUCGAAAAAAGUCGAAUGUGAUUAUCUACGAGACGAGGUAUCCAGAAGGCAUUGAAUCAGAAGACGUUCGAGUUUCAGUGCUGGAGUAUCGUCGCAGCCGACGAACAAUACAUAUUCGUCGCAUUCAGCGGAACAAAGUCGAAAGAGCAACUGGUAACGGAGCUGGUCGAGAGCAUUGGCCGGCCGAAGCACAAGGUAUCUCGGGUUACCGUUGUCCGACCACAGAACACUCAUUUAUGUGCUUUCAGUUGCACAAUGCGGGAUCCGUUCACUACUACUUCUAUUCGGCCCUCAAGACGAUGUGGUCCCCAAUAGAACAGCUGCUUCGUGAACUGAAAGGCGAAAUGCCGGAUCACAAGAUAGUGUUUACCGGGCAUUCUCUUGGAGGAGCCAUUGCAAGCAUCGCCUCGACAGUUUUCGUGCGCAACUUUCCCGACGCUUCUCGCAGAACACUGUCAAUCACUUUCGGACAACCACGUGUCGGAAACCUCGAAUACGCAAUGACUCAUGACAAAUUGGUGGCCGCUGGAAGUUGGAGACUGAUUCACGGAAGAGACAUUGUGAGUCAUUCGCGUCCCGUCCUCAUUCAUUUUGUUCUCCCAGGUCGCCCAUAUUCCGUUUUGUGUCGAAGGCUACGCUCGUUCGUGUAUUCCGUUCUACAACCACGGUUCCUAUCAUCAUGGCGUCGAAGUGUGGUUCCCAAAAAAUAUGACGAACCAGGACACGUUCAAAGUGUGCACCGGGAGCCCGUUGAACGAAGACAAUUUGUGCAGGUAGGCAGAGAAGACGCGUGAUCGGAAAACAGAGAUCUGGGAACUUUCCAGCAACGCUCAACGAUACUUCGACAUCAACGAUCACCUCUUCUACUUUGGACAUCACGUCUCGGAUUACGGCGUCAAUGGAUGUGUAGACCCGCCAGUCGAAAAGAAAGAAGAACGUUUUGUAUAUAAUAAAGAUUUGACCAACUAUUUGGCGGGCGGGCUGGGCUGCGUCUAAUGUUUGGUUGAAAAAUCGGUUCGAGUGAAGUCACUCUCCCGCUCUCACGUACUUAUUUCUCCGGACGUUCUUUGGGGAGGCAGAAGAAACGCGAGGGAAGAUAAGACGGCCGCGAAUCGAGUGUAAGAAUAGAGAAACAAAGGGAUGGGUCGAGAAGAGUGAGGACGGUGACAAAAACCACCCAAUUCUGUUGGUUAUUUUUCAUCAUCUCUUCGUUUUCUCUUUUAUUGUCGCUCAAAGCCUGUCGUCUCUCCUCCCGUCUCCUCAAUCGACAAUAUUUGUUUUUGUUCUAUCCAUUUUUUUAUUGAUUUCUCCAAUAUAUUUGAUAACGCGUCUCCGUGCCUUGAUAAUAAUCAUGUCGUCAUUCCGGCUAGAAAUGUUGCAGGACGACGAGAUGCCUGGGCCGGCCGGCGUACCGCAGCGCAAAAUGACAUACUUCGUGCCGAAGAGCGGUCAGUUCACUUCACCCCUCUCCCGUAUCGAUUACCGAUUCAUUUUUAGACAAUUCAAAUGAGCAAGUGCGCGUGCCCAAUGUGAUCGCUCUGGUUGGGCUGCCAGCCCGUGGAAAGACGUACAUCUCCCACAAACUGUGUCGUUAUCUGAACUGGAUUGGCAUCAAGACCAAAGGUUUCCCCUAAUUCGAUCGAAUUCAAACCAGAAUUCGAAUUCCCACUACAUGAUACAUUUACAGCAUUCAAUGUUGGCGAGUACCGCAGAAAGGCGUGCAAUCUGGAGGAAGAGGGCGAGUUUGAGUUCUUCUCGCCAAAGAACGCCCGCGGUCAAAAGAUUCGAGAGUACGGAAAGAUGUCAUUAGUGUAAGCUGAUCACAUUUUGAUUGUAGUGAGUGCGCGAGGUUGGCCAUCGAAGAUAUGGGGAAGUACCUGGACAAUAAGGAGGGAGAAGUGGCAGUAAGAAUCUAACAAAAAAGAGCGCUCGGAAAGCAGGUUUUCACAGAUUCUUGACGCGACGAACACGACAAGAGAGCGCAGAAAGUUGCUGAUGGAGUUCUGCAAGAACAUGAUGCACGAGCCGCCGUUCCGUGUCUUUUUCGUCGAGUCGGUCUGCGACGACCCCGUGAUCAUCAACUCGAACAUUACGGUAAACAAAUCUUCAUUUUCAGACUAAAUCAUCAUUUUCAGGAGGUGAAAAUCAAUUCGCCGGACUACAAAGGGAUAAUGUCACAGGAAGAAGCGAAAGAAGACUUUCUGAAGCGCAUUGAAAACUACAGAGUGCAGUACGAGCCGCUGGACGAGGAGUUCGACGAGGAGCUCAGCUACAUCAAGGUGAUAAACGCCGGCAAAUCGUUCUACGUGCACAAUGUGAACGGACACGUGCAGAGUCGUGUAGUUUACUUCCUUAUGAACAUUCAUCUUCUGCCCAGAAGUAUCUAUCUGUCAAGAGUAAGUGCAUUUCAUUAGUUUGAUUUAUCAUUAUGGGCCCGUUCACAGCACGGAGAAAGCGAAUACAACCGGAUUGGGCGCCUCGGAGGAGACUCGCCGUUGAGCGAGAACGGACUCAAAUACGCGGGGAAACUGCGAGAAUACUUCGAGAACGAAGAUCUCGAGGACUUCCGCAUAUGGUCCUCGCAGAAGAUUCGUGCCGCCCAGACAUCUGCCCAUCUCAAGGAUCUCGCUGGACACACCGAGUUCUGGAAAUGUCUCGAUGAGAUUGACGCGGUUUGAAUUCUAUUGGGAGUAUUCUGAAAACAGUGAUAAUUAUUCUCAGGGAAUCUGUGAGGGACUCACAUACGAAGACUUCGAAGCUCGCUACCCGAAGCAGUUUGCGGAGAGGGACAAGGACAAGUAUCACUACCGUUACCCGAGCGGAGAGUCGUACGAAGAUCUGGUCGCCCGUCUCGAACCGGUUAUCAUGGAGCUCGAGAGACAGUCAAAUGUGCUCGUCAUCUCGCACCAAGCAGUCCUUCGCUGCAUUCUCGCCUACUUCACCAACAAGAAUCGUGACGAUCUGCCGUACCUGAAAGUACCUCUCCACACCGUCAUCAAGUUGACUCCGAAAGCCUACUCUUGCGAGGUCGAGCUCUUCAAAUUCGACAUCGAGGCCGUCAACACGUACAGAGAGAAGCCGAAGUAA